AUGGACCCCCGAAAACUGCACUUCGGCUUCAACCCCAACAAACUCCGCCGCCCGAUGGCUCUGAACAACCUCAGCCCAGAAACCCAGCGGCACUACAGCCCGUACCUCGCGCACGACGACAUGCUCUCCGUCGCAGACUCGGACAACUACCAGGACGAGGAGGAGCGCGAAGAAGGCGAGCCCAGCCCGGUGGUCGGGCUUCCGGUCGCGGGCCGCGACCUGCUGGACCGGCGCCGCCACUCCGGCCACAACUACGUGUUGGCGCCGCGCGGCCGCGUGAUCAUCAAGGUCGAGGGCUUCAACCCGAAUAUCACCGUGCGGGCAUCCGUGCGCACCCUCCGGCGGACGUCUGUGCUGUUCCACGAAAUCCUGCCGGAUGAUCCCCGGCUUGUCGAGCAGGGCGGGAGCGUGGAGUACCAGGCCGAGGGAUUCAACCCCGUCGCGGUGCUGAUGGUCCUGCGGGCCGCGCAUGGGCUGUCGACCGCGCUUCCGGCCCGAUGCCCGAAGAUUCCGCUGGAGUUGCUGUUCAAUAUCGCGCAUGUGGUGGACCAUUUCGGAUUCUUUGAGGGGGUGCGCAAUGCGGCGCCGACGUGGAUGACGGCUGUGCGGCCGGUGCAGCCCUCGCCGGGGGAUCAGCGCAUCGUGGAUUGGGUGUUGUGUGUGCUGUUUGCGUUUCGGCUGACUAGCGAUUACAUGGCUGCGACGAGGCAGUUGGUGCUGGAGCGGACGGCGACGGUCGCGCCGGAGGGGGCGUAUUCGCCCGCCGCGGUGUAUCGUCGGAUCGAGAGCGAUCGGGAGGCGAUCAUGCACGCGUUGCGCGGGGCGGUCAGGGACCAGAUUCGGGAUAUUAGGUACCAGGCGCAUGAGGAGGCGCCGGGCAUGUGUCCCUGUCGCUUGUUGCGGGAUUGGAGAAGGCUGUUGGGGUGGAUGCGAUAUCCCAAGAAGAACCUCCUCUCGCCGGGGUUGGUGUUUGAAAUGAUUCAUCGCCGGCUGGGCAGUUAUGCGGCCAUGUCGGGGCCGUGGAGCACCGUGUGUGACAAAGGCCUCCUCCAUAAGGGGUUCAGGCGCAAGGUCAAUGGCAUUGUCGGCAGCUAUAGUGGCAUCUUCCCGGAUGGUGAUAAUGCCGCUAGAACCAGGCCUGAGCGGUUGGCGGGCUUCCGCUUCAUCUUCCGCUUCGCUGGCUGGCCCUACCCGCCGGCUGGGAUUGACACUUAUCCCGACCAUAGGUGGUGGGUGACGUGCAGUAUUCGGCCGGGACCCUUGAUUGACUUUUCUGAUGAUGAUGAUGAUGAUGAUGAUGACUGA
This is a messenger RNA of Aspergillus heteromorphus CBS 117.55, 1305 nucleotides long. RefSeq lists its product as uncharacterized. Bases 1 to 1305 code for a protein of 434 amino acids. NCBI's taxonomy places the organism in Eukaryota, Fungi, Ascomycota, Eurotiomycetes, Eurotiales, Aspergillaceae. The record is from RefSeq and is a predicted model, not a curated record. The transcript has a single exon.